Molecule: messenger RNA, 1143 nt
Organism: Desarmillaria tabescens
Lineage: Eukaryota; Fungi; Basidiomycota; Agaricomycetes; Agaricales; Physalacriaceae
Exons: 8
Coding region: 1-1143 (380 amino acids)
Source: RefSeq, a predicted model, not a curated record
AUGGAUGGCAGUCAUGAUGAUGGUGGUAAAGUAAGGGCAUUACCGGAUUUAGCCGGCUUCUUAAUCGGAUGGAUCGACCGACGCUCAAAAUGGCACUCAUCUUCCUAUAUGACAGGCUUCUGUUUGGCUUCACUGCUGGUGGCAAAAGGUGACUAUAUGCGCACCAAUCGUCGAAGGGAAGAUCUCGUGCUCGUCUUCAACGAAUGCUGUAUACGCUUCUUACUACUUACCCUGGGGGGGAUCAUAUACCCGGCUCUGAGUGCUCUAGAAUCUCAACCUGACCCAUUCCCAGAAUGUCUGAUUAUAUUGGGCAGCCUGAGUGCCACCCAGUGCUUUAGCACCCAUGGAACACUGAGGCGCUUAGCGCACAGCCUAGUAAAUCGGCUUUGCGGAAUACUCGCGGAGUUCAUCACUGUUUUGCGUGUUACUCAUAUCGAAAUUCAAAGUGCCCUCUGGACAUCGCAAGCCGACCACUACUUCGGGAACGGAACGACAAAAUCUAACGUGUCUGGUAAAUUUCCUCGGAUGCUCAUGGCUUUAGGCAUCGAUCCUUCAGAGUGCACACUUGGUACUGAACGUAUUUUUGGCUCAACCACUAACAUCCCCUUGUCUACAGAAGGGAUACGCCCCAGAAGAUCAACUCCCAAAUAUCCUGCUUCUCGUACUAGCCUAGGCCCACAAAACGCUAUCCAAGCCGUCCAUGUGGCUGUUCCAAUUCCUUUCGAGGAAAAGUUUUCUUCAGAGUGGACGCUGAAAAGUAUAGAAGCAUAUAAUGCGGUCAGGGUGAAACAGAUCGAUGAACGUUACGGCCACCCAAUAGCAGAGAACGACAGUCCGAUUCGGAAGAAAGCUAGCGUAAAGAAUUCCCAUUAUGACCUGUUCAACACCAAAUCCUCUGAAAGACUCGAGACGAAAUGGUCAAUAGGCGUAUUCCCGAUGCCGAGUGAUAGGUUCAGAGAAGUCAUCAACUUCUAUCUACAGCUGCGGCAAUGGCAACUGCGUGUGCGUUUCAUUGAAUGCUUCUGCAGUCAAAUUUUUCGAUUGAGGUUUAGUGAAGGGCAUACGUCCCUCAUAGCAGAUAACGGCACUACCUCGGAUGUUCUGGGUACCGGGAGAGAGAUCAAAGGGCCUCAAGAAUCCUGA